CCUGGGCAUCCUGCAGUCAUUCACCAUGGCACCCGUCUUCGUGCUGACUGUUUUCAUCGCUGUUCUCUGCUCAGUUCAGGGCCGAUCUACAUGGGUAAGGGUCUAUCUGAGACUAUUGGGAAAAAGCUUUGCAUGAUGCUGAAUUAUGUGACUUUUAAACAAAUUUGAACAUAUUUCCUUCUGCUAUUGCCAUACAGAAAGCUUCAUUUGAAAGGAGUGAAGAUGACAUGGAAAUUGGUAUGCUCAUCCUGUCUUUAUAAGCAUUGUAUCAUGUCAUCUAAACCUGGUUUUAUUAAUCAUUCAUUGUUAUAAUGUAAAUUACAUAUAUUAUCUUAUUAUUAUAUUAGUUAUUAAGGACACAGUUGCAUUUAAGAUCAUUUUUAUCCCAUUCUACAGACAGCACCAGAACCAACAGCAUUGAGGAGGAUGAAUUUUCUGCUUCAACCCUCAUUGAGAAGGCCAACAAAAAUCUUGGUAAGGCAGUCUGUAUGUUCCUACUCUAUAUUUAAUGACAUCAAGAAUGAAAAACAGAUAAUAACCUUCACUUGGUGUUGUUUUCUAGGACAAAGACUUGAUGAGCCACUAGUCAUGUUUGGGGACAUCGCAGUAGAUACUGGGUUCAUGAACGCUGACCCCUGCACAGCUCGUGGCUGCAAGUGGCAGAAGUCCUCUGAUGGGAACGUUUAUGUGCCCUUUGUGAUCUCUAAUCAAUACUGUAAGUAUUUUGUUCUCUGAAAUGAGUUUAUGCUGAGCCUAAUGGUUUGGUUUUACUAUAUUAUAUGAGUCUGUGUGCACGUGUGUGUAUUGAGUUUCGGACUUUCUUAUCGCUCCAUUGAGCAGCGGCCCGGGAGAGGUCCGUAAUUGAAGGUAGCCUGCAAACCUUUGCUGCAUCAACCUGCAUCCGAUUCUUUCCCCGAACCAAUCAGAGGGACUUUGUGGACAUCCAGUCUCAAUCAGGGUAUGACCACUGCACAUUACAUUGCUAGGCCUGUUAUACUUGUCUUCUGCCACUCUUAUUUACUUAGUAUUUACUUGACUAUAUACUUUACUGUUAUUGCUACAUACAAAUAAUACUCUAUCGCUUUUAGAAAUGACCUUGUCUUCCGUAUACACCCUUGUUUGCAGCUGUUUCUCGUUUAUUGGACGCCGGGGCAAUGGCCAGGUGGUGUCUCUUAGUAGGAACGGAUGUGUCUUUCUGUCUGUGGUGCAGCAUGAACUGCUGCACGCCUUGGGCUUCAACCACGAGCAAACACGCAGUGACCGUGAUAGCAAUGUUCAGAUCCUGACUCAGAACAUUAUUCCUGGUUAGUGCUUUCUACGUCCAUGGAUGCUGGCUUUAAAAUAUAUAUAUUUGAAACAAUUUCAUAGGGAAAUAAUAAAUACUAUUGUGUACAACAUAUGUAAAUAUUAUUCCUGCCCAUUUUGAGUAAGAAAUCUUAGAAACACUUUAAUAAUAUUAAUGGAAAAGCUUGAUUAAACUAUUUAUAGUGUACUACUAUUUGAUUAUAAUAAUAAUACAUUAGUAUUUAAUUAUUUGUAAACAUGUAGAAACAUUGACAAGGAUUUGUAAGCAUUAUAAGCUUUACAAUUAAUAAGCAUUUAUAACAUUCAUAAUCUGUAAAGCAUUUCUUUAUAAGCUUACUCAUGAAAGUUAUUAUAAUGUGUAAGAAAAUUAUUUAUCAUACAUUUUCCAUCCUAGGAAUGGAAUUCAAUUUCAGAAAGAUCGACACGAUUAACUUGGGUACUCCAUAUGACUAUAAUUCUGUCAUGCACUACUCAAGGUAAGUUGAGGGAAUUAAUAUAAAGGUUUUCUUUACUACAAUAACAGCUGUAAUGUUACAUAAAAUAAGAUAAAUCAUUUUCCCUUUCAUAGUCUACUCAUGUCAUCCUCUAAUUUCAAUUGAUGGCGUGAGAGCUUUCUGCCCUAUGUUGUCUGGUUCCAGGUUUGCCUUCUCCAGGAACACACAGCCCACCAUUCUUCCAAUCCCUGACAAUAAUGCAGUUAUUGGCAGAGCAACUCAGAUGAGCCCGAUUGAUAUUCUGCGGAUCAACCGUCUCUACAACUGCAGUAAGUGCUAUUUUAAGAAGACCUGUUUAUCAUAACUGUGAAGAAUAAAAGUUGUGAUUAUUGUACCUGCCUGUAAGCUUCACCCCAUCGUCGCUCAAUCAAUUAGAAAUAUUUGGGAAUAUAGUAUUUGAAUUGAACGUAGUAAUAUUCAGUUUUUAUACUGUUAUAAAUGGGUGUACACCUUAUUUUUUAAAGCCUUGAGCACCAUCAACGCAAAAGGCAGUAAUACAGUAUGUUAAUUCUAAUUAUAUUUUCUCUUUCCCUUCUCUUUUAUUAGCGGGACAGCCGUUGGAGUGAUUUGAUAAGUGCGAUGGUAGAGCGUCUGCUGAGGAUUGUAACUGCAGUUAUAGCUUGCUUUUCGACUUUUGAACAUGAACUCAACAAAUGAUAUGUAAUGCUGAAAGAAUGAAUUGAGAUGCAGAUAACCAUUUUUUUGUGCAAGUAUAUCUUUACGUCUGUAUAUCAGAUCGGACAUAGCUUAUCAUAGAUAUAACAUUGGUAUGGCAAAGCAAAGUACUGUAGACUACUGAAGCAUUAUCACAAUAAACAUGUGUAAUAAGGUGUAUUUGAUAGAACGCUCUAUGUUUGUUUUGGUUUAUGUUGAUUUUUCUGAUUGCAAAUGGUACAUUGAUGGUGAUUAUCAUAUAACGUGCACAGGUGUCCAAUUGGUAUAGUGAGUAAAACUAAAACCUUUUGUAUUUUAACAAGUCUAUCUCACCAAAGCCUACAGUAAUAACACACGUCCCAACUCCCACACGCACAGAAAAUCCUUUAUUAUACAGGAUAAAGGAAAUUUAACUUUUGCAUUUUGGAAGUCUGAAACAACGACAUGAGGGAGCACAUUCAAUGAUAGUAGCCUAUUUAUUUUUUCGGUAACACUUUACGACAAGGUUCCAUUUCUAAAGGGUUUAUAAUGACGUUAUUAAGGAUUGUUUAAUCAUUUGUAAAGGCAUUAUAGACCAUUAAUAAACGGUUAUAUCGCAUCGGUCAAAAUAGUGCAAUAACUAGUGAGUUUUUGCCAAAUAGUGAGCCAAUAUUUACCUCCAGUUAUUAACCAUUUAUAAAUGCACUUACAAAUGCUUAUAAGAUUAACCCUUAUGUAUCAUCAUGCAACCUUAUUUUCAAUAGUUGCACAGUUGAACAAUAGCUAUUUUCUCACUUUUGGGUGUGAUGUAUUGGUGCUCUGUCCCAGGAAGAGAAGAGGUUGGUUUUAAUGAUGU
Molecule: messenger RNA, 3288 nt
Organism: Coregonus sp. 'balchen'
Lineage: Eukaryota; Metazoa; Chordata; Actinopteri; Salmoniformes; Salmonidae
Source: the annotation of a GenBank genome assembly